GAGACAUGGCUGCUGCUGGAGUAUUGCGACAUGGGCUCUCUCAUGGACGCUAUAAACAAGACCUGGUUCAGGUCCUGCUCCAAGGGACCGGCGAAUAUGCGCAUGGUGCUUGUGACGGCGCAUGAGAUGACGGCCGGCCUCUCAUUCCUGCACUCUCAGGGCCUUGUGCACGGCGAUUUGUCAUCUGGCAACGUGCUGCUGGCGUCCUCACCGGAUUCGCCCCACGGCUUCAGCGUGAAGAUUUCGGACUUUGGCCUGUCGAGAAACAUGGACAUCCAGAGCCGCAUCGAGACAAAGACCACCGGCACCGUCAACUACAUGCCGCCCGAAGUUCUGAGCGAUGGCAUUGUCAGCAAGGCGGCUGAUGUGUAUGCGUUCGGGGUGCUGGUGUGGGAGAUUGUAUGUGGAGUGAGGGCCUGGGAAGGACUGACUCCGCCACAAGUCAUGCUCGCUGUGGCCUGCCAGCACAAGCAGCUGGCCUUCCCCAACUGGGUUCCCACGGAGAUUGCCAAGCUGUGCCACGAGUGCAUGGAGGCAGAUCCUCAGCAGCGGCCAACCUUCAAAGAACUCGAGCGGCGGCUCGGGAAUCAUCUCGGGAAGCUCCAGGCGACCGACUCCAUGGACCUCAAAAACUUCCGGGCGUUGUCAUGCCCUUAG
This is a messenger RNA of Coccomyxa subellipsoidea C-169, 657 nucleotides long. Its product is annotated as kinase-like protein. NCBI's taxonomy places the organism in Eukaryota, Viridiplantae, Chlorophyta, Trebouxiophyceae, Coccomyxaceae. Gene Ontology annotation, molecular function: ATP binding; protein kinase activity. The record is from RefSeq and is a predicted model, not a curated record. Gene Ontology annotation, biological process: protein phosphorylation. The transcript has 5 exons. The annotation marks the transcript as partial.